This is a messenger RNA of Helobdella robusta, 1674 nucleotides long. RefSeq lists its product as hypothetical. Bases 1 to 1674 code for a protein of 557 amino acids. The transcript has 11 exons. The record is from RefSeq and is a predicted model, not a curated record. Gene Ontology annotation, molecular function: polyubiquitin modification-dependent protein binding; misfolded protein binding. Lineage: Eukaryota; Metazoa; Annelida; Clitellata; Rhynchobdellida; Glossiphoniidae. Gene Ontology annotation, cellular component: BAT3 complex.
AUGUCCAGCAACACUGAAAAGAUGCACAACCACUGCAGAGCUAGAUCCAAUACCAACAUUAAGAUGUUAGAAAUAACAGUGAAAACUCUAGAUGGAAGAAAUCGAACCUUCACAGUGAAUAAUGAUAUUACUGUUAGGCAAUUUAAAGAAGAAAUUGCAACUUCUAUUGAAAUUGAAGCAAAUGUACAAAGGUUAAUUUUUCAAGGAAGAGUUUUAGCAGAUGAAAAAAAAAUUAACGAUUAUGAUGUAAAUGGCAAGACCAUUCACGUAGUUUUGAGGCCUCCACCACAAGCCAGACCGCCUCCAGCAACUACAUCUACCGAGGAACCAAGAAAUGCAAGAACUGUUGAUUUUGCUUUUCAUAGCGCUCAUCAUGCCGUACCUUCUGUUGAUCUGCACCUGCACAUGGGCUCUCCCGAUGCAAGUGUACAGAGUGAAGCACAAAAUCGAAUUGAUCAGGCCAAAAAAAUGUUAAAGUCAGCUAAAGAAACUCUUGAUAAAAUAGAUAAUCCCAGUGCUGAGAUGGUUGACAACACAGUCGUAAGUACAGUGGUAAGAGAAGAAACAAGCUCGAGUAGAACUACUACCACAAGAACCGUAACCACUACAAACAUGGAGACAGGACAAACAACUAAUGAGACAUCAACAACAACAACAUCAACUGGUGUACAUCACUCGGAACAGAAUCAACAACCGAAUCCUCCUGAGGAUCCUCCAAUUACUUCUCUGGCGGAUUUCUUUGAUGAUGUGCUGCUGUUCAAUGACACCUUGAAUCUACGCAUUGGAAGAUUUAGGGAUAUUCUAAGACAGGAUAAUGGACUUGUUGAUUUGUCCCCAGCAGAAGCAGCUAGAAUGAAACGAACAUGUGAGCUGACAUCGGAAGCAAUUCAUUACAUGAGUCAUGUCUACCACAACAUCAGUGACUUGUCUGUUGAUAUGGAACAGGGAGCACCUCGAAGAUUGCAUGCUCCGGUACCUCCUCCGAGGCAGGCCACUGCUGUCAUUCAGCAAACUAUACCUGUCCAAGCACAAUUUAGUCUCUCUCCAAUUAUGAGGGAAUCAGAAACGUCGCCUGCUAUGUCAAUGACGACAUCCACCACAACAACUACUACAACUACACUUGCAGGACUAAUUGUGCAGAUUGGGACGCAUUUUAUUUUUAAUUACUUCAAUAUUUUACUCUUUAAGAUCUUCCCACCUGGCAUCCCUCAAAUUCACUUUGCUAUGUCGUCAAAUGAUGGCGGUUCUAUGGCAAGAAGUCAAGCUAUGGGGAAUCCCAUUCCCGGGGGCCACAUGUUCGGUAUUCCCAUACAACCUGGUCAAAUGUUUCCAAUGAUGAAUGGCGGAUUAAUGAAUUUUUCUAGUCAGACACCUGGGACUACCACAUCAUCCAGCACUGCCACAACAACUCAUCAAUCAAGUGGACCUACAUCACCAAGAAGAAAUGUUGAUAACCCUACACUGAUAUCUUUGCCGGCAAAUUUUCCUCAGCUGGACUUCAAUGGCGAUCAUCCUCCAUUUUUGAAUGAGAAUUUUCUUCAAAACAUCAUACAGGUAGCUACGAAUGCAAUGCAGGAUGCCUCUCCCAACGCAGGCCACCAAGCAAGUGCUGAGUGGAAGGCCAAAAAAGUCCUCAUCAAGGACAAGGGCACUUAUUAUUUGAGAGGCUUGUGA